AUGUUGUUAAGAAGAUUAAUACCAACAACAACAACAACAACAACAACAACAACAACAACUUCAUCAUCAAUAUCAAUAAUCAAAAGAGAUGUUGUUUUAAAAAGCAAAUCUUUACUUCUUCUACAAUCCUUCAAUUACAAAUGCAAUCAUUCAAUCGGUUCAUUGCAUAAUAAUUCAGAUGAUUCAAAUAAGAAAUGGUUAAUGUACAAUAAUAAUAAUAAUAAUGAUGAAAACACUACAACAAGAAAUGGGUAUACUCUCAACAACAAGAGAAUGUAUUCUAGGUCAUCCUCUUCUUCUUCGACCACUUUGACAGUUGAUACAAUCAAAUCAUCUAUCAACUUUUUGAAUAAAUCACAACAACCUUCUUCAUCGUCAUCGGACCAACAACAACGAUUAGAUGAUGAUAUUCAAAAAUUGAACAAAGUUUACAAUGACAUUAUAUCGAUAAAAGAUAAUAUUACCAAUACAUCAAUCGAUAUUAGAUUCUAUGCAGCUAAAUUCCUAAUGUCUUGGAAUUUACCAAGAGAAUAUAAUCAACAUCUACCAAAUAAUGAAAGAUUAAAUAACCCAAAAUAUGAAGAUAUGGAUUUAACAUGGAGAUUAUUGGAUAUUGGUAAAGAGAGUGUACGAGGAGUUGAAACGAGUACCAUUGAAAAGAUGGUAACUAUACAGCUAUCACUCUGUCUUGAAUACCCAAUGUUGAUGAAAAGAGCAAUACCAAUUAUUCUAUUGACAUCCGAUAUGAUUGAAACCAAUAGAUUGGAUCCUGAUGAACACUUUAUGAGACUAGUAUUGGCAUUUAGUUUGUCAUGUCAUCUAUCUCUAUGGGAUGAAGCAAGAACUAUGGGUGAUAUACUAGUUAAUAACUUUCCUUCAAUAAUGAAUGUAUUGCAUUAUGAAUCAAUAAUGCCAACUAGAUUUGAUUACCAUUCAAUGUAUAAAUUAUUAAAUGAUACUAAAUUAAUUGGAUUAUCAACCGAUCAAUCAUCACUCAAACUUGUGUCAAAAAAGACAAGUCAUAGUGAUAGCAAGACCAUUGAUAAUGUACCAAAGACAUAUUAUACAUUAGAAUCAUUUGAAUAUAAAAACUCUACCAUGCAAUGUUUAAACAUUCAAGACACCAUUGCCAACAAAACAAUUGAACAAUUUAAUAAUCAAAUGGAAAUGCAAAAGAAACUAUCUAAAAAUAUUGAAUAUAUUAGUUCAAUGCCAACAACCAGUGAAAUCAUUAAAUGGGGAGACUCUAUUAAAGUAAUGUUACAAUUUGAAGGAACUGAAGCAAUAGUUCAUUCUGGUAUAUUUUCAAAUCAACAACAAAAAUUAGAUCUAUUUGGUUAUAAUAUUACAAAUAUUAAAGAAGAAAAUGAAAAUGAAAAAGGAAAUGAAAAGAAAGAGAAUGAAAAAGAAGAACAUCCAUCAUCAUCUAUUGAAUUAGAAACUACUUCAACAUUUAGUGGUGAUUUAUUAACAGACGGCGGUACCGUUGAUGAAUAUGGUGAUGCCAAUCAAUAUACUCUAACUGGUAAACAUGUUAAAAGAAUUAGUAAUACUGAAAACACUCAAACCUAUAUCUACUCGAUGGAUAUUAAAAUCAUCUUCAAAAUUAAUAAAUAA
This is a messenger RNA of Cavenderia fasciculata, 1617 nucleotides long. RefSeq lists its product as uncharacterized. Lineage: Eukaryota; Evosea; Eumycetozoa; Acytosteliales; Cavenderiaceae. The record is from RefSeq and is a predicted model, not a curated record. The transcript has 4 exons. The coding region runs from base 1 to 1617 and encodes 538 amino acids.